Camarhynchus parvulus is the source of this 1515-nucleotide messenger RNA. RefSeq names its product doublecortin domain containing 2 (gene DCDC2). Gene Ontology annotation, biological process: cilium assembly; neuron migration; dendrite morphogenesis. The record is from RefSeq and is a predicted model, not a curated record. Gene Ontology annotation, cellular component: microtubule organizing center; microtubule; kinocilium. The transcript is spliced from 11 exons. Bases 1 to 1515 code for a protein of 504 amino acids. Lineage: Eukaryota; Metazoa; Chordata; Aves; Passeriformes; Thraupidae.
AUGGCCAGCCCUGGCACAAAGGCGUCGUGGCUCUCGCAGCCGAGCGUGAAGAGCGUGCUGGUGUAUCGCAACGGGGACCCUUUCUUCCCGGGGCGCCGCAUUGUCAUCCACGAGAAGAAAGUGUCCAACUUUGAUGUGUUCCUGAAAGAGGUGACGGGCGGGGUGCAGGCGCCCUUUGGAGCAGUGCGAAACAUCUAUACCCCCCGGGGUGGGCAUCGUGUCCGGCAGCUGGACGAGCUCCAGAGCGGGGAGCAGUACGUGGCUGGUGGCAGGGAGGCCUUCAAGAAGCUCAACUAUUUGGACAUUGGAGAAACAAAGAAAAAACCUGUUGAAGUCAAUAAUGAGCAGUCAACACUGGAAGAUGUCAAGCCAGUUACUCACAGUAGGAUCACCGUGUCAGCGCGGUUUCGAAAGCCUCUCCAGGAGCCCUACACUAUUUUCCUGAUUGCUAAUGGAGACCUUAUUAGCCCUGCAGUGCGCCUCCUCAUUCCCAGGAAAACACUGAAUCACUGGGACCAUAUUCUUGAAAUGGUGACAGGAAAAGUUACCCUCAGAAGUGGAGCUGUUCACAGACUCUACACUCUAGAUGGAAAACUUGUUCAGAAUGGGUCAGACUUGGAGAAUGGGCAAAUUUAUGUUGCAGUGGGUAGAGAAAAGUUUAAGAAAUUGCCAUAUGGUGAUCUGCUGUCCAAAGCUACAAUGAAAAGGCCACAGGGUUCCAAAACCUCUGUACUACCUCCAAUUGUGGGAUCUCGAAAGUCUAAAGGCAGUGGAAAUGAUGGGCAGUCUAAAUCUACAAUUGGAUCUCAUGACCAGGGAGAAUACAGUUCCUCGCCUCAGCUGCCCAAAAGGAAAGACAAAAAAAGCCAGAAUUCAGAGAAUUCUGUGUCCAGACGACACUUUUCUAACCACUCUACAAAAGUAAAACAGACAGUAAAAGCUUCCACAGGAGUCCUUCAGGAUAAUGGUGAAGACAUUUACAAAGCCAGAGAAGAGGGGUCUGAAAUGUGGGGGGCAGUUGAAGUGCAAGAAGAUGAAGAUACUCUUGUGGAAGUUCCACUGGACCAGAGGCCAGCAGAAACUGUAGAUGAAGAAGAAAAUGUAGAAGAGGAAGAUGACAGGGGAGAGGAGGCAUAUAAAGGAGAGUAUCCAGAAGUGAAUGGAGAAGAAAGUGGGGAAACUGUUAAAGAAAGAAUUGACAUGGAAAAAAACGAAAAGAAAUUAAAUGAAAAUUAUGAAGAUGAAGCAGGAGAAACAGAGAAUGUUGACCAAGCAGAGGAAAAGGAACUUAUCCAUUUAAAUGGCAAAAACAAUGAAGGAAAUGGUGAGGGAAUGGAACAUUUGAACUACCAAGGUGUUCUUCAGCCUGAAGAAGAAAUAAAAGAGGAUUCUGGCAGUCAGAACCAGGCUGAUCCUGGUCUUGAAAAAGCAUCCACAAGUCCAAGGGUGACAAUCACCAGCCCACAAGAAAGUGAAAAGAACGACCAGAGCAAUGACUAUGCAGCAGUUGCAUAA